CAUCGCGGCCCAAAGCCCACGACGAGAGAACCCCUCCUCCUCCCCGCAACAGUCCACCACGCCGUUCCCCAUCUCUCAUCCCCACCCACCAACUCACGGCCACCGCCGACCCGAUCUCCGACCACCGCCGUCAUGUCGUCCGCCGCUGCCCUCCUCCUCCGUCCGACCUCCGCCACGGCCCACCCACUCCUCCACAUGUCCAGCGCAAGCCCCAAUCCCAAGUAUCGGUUCCUCCGCUUCCGGCCCUCUCGCCGCCGCCUGCCCGUCCCCCGCCUCUCCCUCACGCCCACCACCGCCAGCAACAACUCCCCUCCCUCGCCGCCACAUCCGGACGCGUCGCCGGCGCCUCCGGCCCCGCCCACGCCUUCUCUGUUCGCCAAGUGGUCCCCGCCGCGCGCGAUCUGGCGGGGGCUCUCGGCGCUGCUCCUCGCGGGGCAGGUCUUCCACCGCGUCCUCACGGGCCGCGUCCACCGCCGCAACCUCCUGGCCCAGCUCCGACGGGUGGGGCCCGGGAGCGCGGGGGUCGCACUCCUCACUGCCGCCUUCGUCGGCAUGGCCUUCACCAUCCAGUUCGUGCGCGAGUUCACCCGCCUCGGCCUCCACCGCUCCGUCGGCGGCGUCCUCGCCCUCGCGCUCGCGCGCGAACUCUCGCCGGUCGUCACGGCCGUCGUCGCCGCCGGCCGCGUCGGCUCCGCCUUCGCCGCCGAGCUCGGCACCAUGCAGGUGUCCGAGCAGACCGACACUCUCCGCGUCCUUGGCGCGCAGCCCGUCGACUACCUCGUGGUCCCCCGUGUCCUCGCCUGCGUCCUUGCGCUCCCCGUCCUGACCUUGAUCAGCUUCGCGCUGGGUCUCGCCUCCUCGGCAUUCUUGGCCGACUCCGUCUUCGGCGUCAGCGUCAGCGUCAUUUUGGAGUCAGCGCGCAGGGCGCUGCGGCCGUGGGACUUAAUCAGCUCCUUGCUGAAAUCUCAGGUGUUUGGUGCCAUUAUCGCAGUGGUGAGCUGUGCCUGGGGAGUCACAACCCAUGGAGGAGCCAAGGGCGUUGGCGAGUCCACAACAUCUGCAGUGGUCGUAUCUUUGGUUGGGAUCUUCAUUGCAGACUUUGCUCUCUCUUGCCUGUUCUUCCAGGGUGCUGGUGAUUCACUCAAGUAUGCAAUGGGUUGAGGCAGGGCACUGCUGAGGAAAUUUUUGCUUCCUAGGAGCGUAGUUUAGUCUUGUACAUUAACAAGAAUGGUGCAGUGGAUUCAAAGAGGCGAACAUUGCAUCAUCAGCCACUCUCCAGUCUCCAGAUGUUUCAGGCGCACCUUUCUUCUUUGAUUUGCACGGCAUAACGAGGUGGCCAGAGCCCGGAGCUCGGCGGCCCUGCGUCUGCGGUGCAUGAGGCCGAGGGGAGUGGUGAUUGACAAGAGGAAGGGGCACACCGUUUGUUGCAUUUUCGUAUAUUGGUGGUGUAGAAAUCAUCGUCCGCGAAAUUAGGGACUAAAAUGUAACUUUGGUGCAAGUUUAGGGACCAUGGUCCAGUUCUAUCUUAUUCAUAUCUCGUACAUUUUCGGUACAAAGUUCAAUAAAACAAAUUGCAAUGUA
Phragmites australis (common reed) is the source of this 1581-nucleotide messenger RNA. Its product is annotated as protein TRIGALACTOSYLDIACYLGLYCEROL 1, chloroplastic-like. The record is from RefSeq and is a predicted model, not a curated record. Lineage: Eukaryota; Viridiplantae; Streptophyta; Magnoliopsida; Poales; Poaceae. Gene Ontology annotation, biological process: phospholipid transport. Gene Ontology annotation, cellular component: ATP-binding cassette (ABC) transporter complex. Bases 133 to 1161 code for a protein of 342 amino acids. The transcript has 2 exons.